GGAGCCAGCCUCCGGGGCGCGCGCCGAUUGGCUCCUCGGGAAACAGCCGGGAUCUCUGGUUGCGCCAGGCUGGCGUCCGCUGAUCUCUUUUAAAAAUUUUCAAGUGUUUGGAUACUUAAAGAAGAUUAUUUGAAGACUGCUUUUGGAAUCAAAUAGCAUGGAUCCCAGCAGUGACUACCAUUUCCUCAAUCAGAUUUUGUGGAGAAGGGUGAAACUCACGUUGGUUUGUGGCAUAUUUGAGGGAGUACUCCAGCAUGUGGACCCUAACAAGAUUGUUGUCCUGAAGAAAGUGAAGAAUGUGGAGACUGGUCGAAGUGUUCCAGGAGUGAAGAUGUUUUUUGGGCAUGAGAUUCUGAACGUGGAACUACUGGAUGAAGUAGAACAAGGUGUGAUGAGAGAAAAGGCAUCUUCUGUCAGUCUAAAUACAGAAAGAACCAGGAUGGAUAAAGGUGAAGACCUAAACAUACGUGAGCCUCUUUCUCCUGCCUCUGAGGCACUAACCACCUCUCUGCUGAGUGACCUCAGGUACAGCCCAUCAGAGGAAGAGGAGGUGACAUAUACAGUCAUUGAUCAAUUCCAGCAGAAGUUUGGUGCUGCAAUGCUCCACAUUAAGAAGCAGAGUGUCCUGAGUGUGGCAGCCGAAGGUGCUAAUGUGUGUCGUCAUGGGAAACUAUGUUGGCUUCAGGUGGCCACAAAUAGCCGAGUUUACUUAUUUGACAUUUUCCUUCUGGGAAGUCGUGCUUUCAACAAUGGACUUCAGAUGGUGUUAGAAGACAAGAGAAUUUUGAAGGUUAUCCAUGAUUGUCGUUGGCUUUCUGAUUGCCUCUCUCAUCAGUAUGGAAUUUUGCUGAAUAAUGUCUUUGACACACAGGUAGCAGAUGUCCUUCAAUUUUCCAUGGAAACAGGUGGCUUUCUUCCAAACUGCAUCAGUUCUUUACAGGAGAGUUUAAUCAGACACCUUAAGGUAGCCCCUAAGUAUCUCUCCUUUCUGGAAGAAAGACAAAAAUUGAUUCAGGAAAAUCCAGAAGUGUGGUUCACACGACCUCUUUCACCUUCCUUACUGAAAAUUUUGGCCCUGGAAGCUACCUACCUACUGCCCCUUCGUUUGGUACUCCUGGAUGAGAUGAUGUCUGACCUAACCACCCUUGUGGACGGGUACCUAACCACCUACCGGGAAGGGUCUGCAGACCGCCUUGGGGGGACAGAGCCUACAUGUAUGGAGCUUCCAGAAGAACUGCUUCAGCUCAAGGACUUCCAGAAGCAGCGCAGAGAGAGAGCUGCAAAAGAAUAUAGGGUGAACACACGGGGCCUCCUAAUAAGGACAGUGCUACAUCCAAAGAAAUCAGUGACAGAGACCGCGGGGAAAGUAGGGGUUUCCUUACUUUGUAAAAACUCUAUGCUAGAUGAAACUCCAAGUUUUACGUCUCAUCAGGAUGUAAAUUUGCUGAAAGAAGAAUCUAAAAAUAAGCAAACUCCGACAGAACCUCAACAUCUACCUCCCAUGAAGGAAGAAACCAGUGAGGAUUGUAUCAACAAACUCAUUUGCUCUGAGUCAGAGAUACCCAGACAGGAGUUUCAGACAAAUUUAUCUUUGAAAGAGGAGAUAGAACAGUUAAUGAUGGUGGAAAACAAGGAAGAUCUAAAAUGCACAAAACAAGAUGUUUCAGUGUCUCUUUCCCUUCCUCAGGAAACCGGAGUGUCUCCAAGUGACACCUUUCAUCCUCUUAGAAAAGCUGUGCUUCCCACACUUCCUCCCUGUCCGGCCUUGGAGAAAACAGAUUCUUGGAUAAAUCUCUCUCCAAAUUUAUCUUAGAGAUGCACUACUUAUUCUUGAGACCAUGAAGGUGGCUCAUUUCCUCUACCAAUAAGGCCUUCCUCAGUGCUUAAGUUUGUCAUGUUGUAAAUUUAGUUUUGCCUCACUCACAAAGAAAGGAAGGCUUCAGCAAAAAUUAUAUCCUGUUGCUUACUCCUCAUGCCUAGAAUUUUAUUAGAAGGGAAUGAAUAAGUUAAAUGGAAGAAGUAAAUGUUUUGAUUAUGUCACUGUGCAAAAAUGUUCCCAGUGGUCAGAGUGAAUGAUUUCUCAUAAUUUGCGUUUAGAGGAUUUGAGGAGGGGAAAAAUCCUGGCCUUAGUAUCUGGAAGAAUCUAUACUUUUAAACUUUUUUUUUUUUUUUUAAAGUAAG
Messenger RNA from Callorhinus ursinus (northern fur seal), 2181 nucleotides. It is a transcript of the gene EXD1, whose product is annotated as exonuclease 3'-5' domain containing 1. The record is from RefSeq and is a predicted model, not a curated record. Gene Ontology annotation, molecular function: nucleic acid binding; 3'-5' exonuclease activity. Gene Ontology annotation, biological process: nucleobase-containing compound metabolic process; piRNA processing. NCBI's taxonomy places the organism in Eukaryota, Metazoa, Chordata, Mammalia, Carnivora, Otariidae. Gene Ontology annotation, cellular component: PET complex.